Mya arenaria is the source of this 2146-nucleotide messenger RNA. RefSeq names its product alpha-2-macroglobulin receptor-associated protein-like. Gene Ontology annotation, molecular function: receptor antagonist activity; low-density lipoprotein particle receptor binding; heparin binding. The record is from RefSeq and is a predicted model, not a curated record. The coding region runs from base 9 to 992 and encodes 327 amino acids. The transcript has 7 exons. Gene Ontology annotation, biological process: regulation of receptor-mediated endocytosis. Gene Ontology annotation, cellular component: endomembrane system; endoplasmic reticulum. NCBI's taxonomy places the organism in Eukaryota, Metazoa, Mollusca, Bivalvia, Myida, Myidae.
AUUUCAAAAUGAAAGCUGAUCUACCUUUUUUGACGUUUUGUCAUAUUUUGACGUUGUGUAUUGUGGCAAGCAUUGAGUUAAACGAUGAUAAUCCCUUCCGAAUGAAGAGAGUAAAUGCUGUGUGGCGGAAGGGUCAAAGAAUGCUGAAAGGUCAGCGUCUUUCUGAUUUAUACGCAGACCUGGUGGUUCAAGAUAAACGAGAGGGAGAGCUAAAACGACGGAAGGGAGAAAACAUGGACUUUGAUGGAAUGUUUGAGGCUGAAGUUAGAGAUGAAAUGGCAAUGAUAUUGGAGAAAUAUGGGUUGACUCAUCAUUUUCCCUCUGACGUGUAUGGCAGUCGAAGACAGGGAAGGAGGAGACCGGAACACGACAUCAAGGAUAAAAAGUUGCAAAAAAUGAUCUCUAAAGCUGUGAAAGAGGGAUUUUCUGAGGAUGAGAUACACUUGUUGAAGCAGGAGCUUGGCCAUCACCAGCAAAAGAUGGACGAGUAUGAGGACCUCAGACAGGAGUAUGAUGAACUCCAGGAUAAAAUAGACAACUCACUGGAAAACCUAGAUGGGCAAGACGAAGCAUUCACAGUCCUGAAUAAGAAGAGACAAGACAUGAAGGCAAAACACAAGGAGGUACGAGAGUCGCUCAAGACACUAGAGGGAAAGGUGAAGAACAAGCCAGCAGAUGGGGACACAGGACAGGGGGUGGAGUUUGAGGAUGCCCGGGUCUACCAUUUAUGGGCUCUGGCACAAAAGGCAGGCAUGAAUGAAAAAGAACUGGCAUCUCUAAAAACAGAGCUGGGCCACUUUGAGAGCCGUGUACGUAAGGCGGAGUAUCUGAGUGACAAGGUGAAAAAGAUGGACCUCAAGUUUCAAGAGGGACAAGAUGUGAACACUAAAGAGCAUGAGUCUCUCAAGGAAAAGGCUCAGUUCCAUAACAGGAAGGUGGAAAAAUACCAUGAUGAUCUGAAGUCACGGAUUCAAAGAAGAAUAGACUUGUGAUGAAUGAGUUCAUCGUUAUCAUCAUCUUCUGACUCGUCAUAUUUUCAUCACCGGCACUAUCUUCAAUGAAGUUGGCUAUAUUGGCUAUUAUACAGGUGCUGCUUAAUAUUUAGUGCAAGGGGGGGGGGGGGGGGGCGAUACAUUUACAUAUCCUUUAUGCCAUGAUGAUUGGGUCGAUCAGGUUGGUUGAUUAUGGAAGAGUGAAGCUUUGUGAGAACAUUUAUGUGUUUGAAAACAAUGCCUUGUCACUUCAAUUAGAUAAAGUGGAUGUAUGCAUAAUUUAUAAUAAAGUAUAAUAUCUAUAUUAUUAUUUCCCGUAUCAUCUGAUCAGUUUUUCUAUGAACAUGCUGCCUUUUUUUCCAGAUAUUAUGUUAGAAGAAUCUCAUAAAAUUUGCUUUUUUUUCAAUUCAAUUAAUGAAGGAACAUAUUGUUAAGCUUUCCUUGUAAGCUACUUUUAAAUUACAAAUUCAUAAUUAUGUGUAUUUAUCAUUCUGUUAGUAUUUAACUGAUCAUUCCAUAUUAUCAAUAUCAUAUGCUAUUUGUAUAAUAUUAUGGGCAUUUGAAGUUUUAUAAAACUUAUUUUAAUGUCAAUAUUGGAUCUGAAGUGUGACCAUUCAAAGAAAGAAAUCCAAAGUUAUUAUGUAUAAUUCAAUUUUCUCGAAAAUGUUCUUGUUUUUGUGCAAUAUUAUGUGAUGAAAGUCGGUGACCAAUUCAUUUGUUUGCAAUGGAGAGAACAUUGACUUUUUACCUGUAAUGUUUCUCAAGGAUAUAUUUUUUAAAACUUUGCCUUUGAUCAAGACAUUUAAAUAAAACUUUGUACACAUGUUGCAAGAAACAAUAAGCACAUCUUUAGCAAUGCCCAUAACUAUGGUUUAAAAGACUCGAGUUAUGCCCUUACUUUACCAGAAAUAACACAUCAGAUGAGGGUUUAUGUUUGGUCUGUACUGCUCUUGUUAGAAGAAUAUCGAAACUGGGAUCCGUUUCUCUAACUGUGCGUAUUGCUGUUUCUCUCAUACAGUAUGAAUUGUUAUUGUUCUCUAUUAUUAAAUAUUAAAAAUACAUCUUAGAAAGGGUUGUGUCACAAUUGUGCUAUGCAUUUUGUAUUUUUACAUUUAAUUGUUAUUGGAAUGUAUAUAAACACAUCAGGUACCAAA